GGAAAUUUGGUGGCUCUGCGCUCACAAAGGCGGAGCCCACCCGGUCCGGAGCGCUCCAGAACAUCCCAGAGAAGAUUUGAUGAAGUAGCCCUCUGUGGAAGGAUCUGCACUGUACCCUAAAUAAAAAUGUCUUUCCACGUAGAAGGACUGGUAGCUAUUAUCCUCUUCUACCUCCUUAUAUUUCUGGUUGGAAUAUGGGCUGCAUGGAAAACCAAAAACAGCGGUAACCCAGAAGAGCGCAGCGAAGCCAUCAUAGUCGGGGGCCGUGACAUUGGUUUGUUGGUUGGUGGUUUUACCAUGACAGCCACCUGGGUUGGAGGAGGCUACAUCAAUGGGACAGCAGAAGCAGUGUAUGGGCCAGGUUGUGGUCUAGCUUGGGCUCAGGCACCCAUUGGAUAUUCUCUGAGUCUAAUUUUAGGUGGUCUGUUUUUUGCGAAACCUAUGCGUUCCAAGGGAUAUGUGACUAUGUUAGACCCAUUUCAACAGAUCUAUGGAAAGCGCAUGGGUGGGCUGCUCUUCAUCCCUGCACUAAUGGGAGAGAUGUUCUGGGCUGCAGCAAUUUUCUCUGCAUUAGGGGCCACCAUCAGCGUGAUCAUUGAUGUGGAUGUGAACAUAUCGGUCAUUGUCUCUGCACUCAUUGCCAUUCUUUACACCCUAGUGGGUGGGCUCUACUCUGUGGCAUAUACUGAUGUUGUCCAGCUAUUCUGCAUUUUUAUAGGACUGUGGAUCAGUGUCCCUUUUGCCCUGUCACAUCCUGCAGUCACCGACAUCGGAUUCACAGCUGUGCAUGCUAAAUACCAGAGUCCCUGGCUGGGAACCAUUGAAUCAGUUGAAGUCUACACCUGGCUUGAUAAUUUUCUGUUAUUGAUGCUGGGUGGAAUCCCAUGGCAAGCCUACUUCCAGAGGGUCCUCUCUUCAUCCUCAGCCACCUAUGCUCAGGUGCUGUCCUUCCUGGCAGCUUUUGGGUGCCUGGUGAUGGCUCUACCCGCCAUAUGCAUAGGAGCUAUUGGAGCCUCCACAGACUGGAACCAGACUGCCUAUGGGUAUCCAGAUCCCAAGACUAAGGAGGAAGCAGACAUGAUUCUCCCGAUCGUUCUGCAGUACCUCUGCCCUGUGUACAUCUCCUUCUUUGGGCUUGGUGCUGUUUCAGCUGCUGUCAUGUCCUCAGCUGACUCAUCUAUCCUGUCUGCGAGUUCCAUGUUUGCUCGGAAUAUCUACCAGCUUUCCUUCAGACAAAAUGCAUCAGACAAGGAAAUUGUGUGGGUCAUGAGGAUUACUGUGCUUGUGUUCGGAGCAUCUGCAACAGCCAUGGCUUUGCUGACGAAGACUGUGUAUGGGCUCUGGUACCUGAGCUCUGACCUUGUCUACAUCAUCAUCUUCCCACAGCUGCUCUGUGUACUCUUCAUCAAAGGAACCAACACUUAUGGGGCAGUUGCUGGUUAUAUUUUUGGACUAUUCCUGAGAAUUACUGGAGGAGAGCCAUAUCUAUACUUGCAGCCCUUAAUCUUCUACCCUGGUUAUUACUCUGACAAGAAUGGUAUAUACAAUCAGAGGUUCCCAUUUAAAACUCUCUCCAUGGUUACCUCAUUCUUUACCAACAUUUGUGUUUCUUAUCUAGCCAAGUAUCUAUUUGAAAGUGGAACCUUGCCUCCAAAAUUAGAUGUAUUUGAUGCUGUUGUCGCAAGGCACAGUGAAGAGAACAUGGACAAGACCAUUCUAGUCAGAAAUGAAAAUAUCAAAUUAAAUGAACUUGCACCUGUGAAGCCUCGGCAGAGCCUAACCCUCAGUUCAACUUUCACCAAUAAAGAGGCCCUCCUUGAUGUUGAUUCCAGUCCAGAGGGGUCUGGCACUGAAGAUAACUUACAAUGACCCAAUCUAAAAUAUACAGAAGAGGGCAUUGCUGUAGGGUAGUACUGGAAGAAAGGCUUGGAGCAUAUCUUACACAUGUUAAAAUAUAAAUGUCUAGAGGAAAAUAGUUUUGCAGAAAUAAAAUAACUUAUGACAGAUGAGUUCAGAAAAAAUAACAAUUGCACAGUGAGAAGGAAUCAAGCAUGAAGCCAAAAGCUUUAUCUCUCAUCAUAGCACUUUUAAUUUUAAAUAGCAUUGUUAAGCAUAUAAAAAUGCAUAAAGCCCUAGCCAAAGAAGGUGGCCAAAUAUUGCUUAUCUUUAUUAUGGAAAAAAGGGGAAUAUAUAUUAGAGAGUCUAUGGGAAGGAGAUUGGCUGGUCCUGAUCAUCUUCACUGGCUAAUGCACUGGACACCAGUUUAAUUACUACAACGUGGAGGAUAUGCAUUCAUUCACAGUCACUACUGUGGAUGAUGCAGUGAGUUAGCCAGUUCACUUCUCUCCAUGGGUAAGCUGUCUUGCUCUUGCCUGAUUUGAACUGUGGCUUUUACUCAUUUUUCAAGGUGUGCUUCCUUACCCUUUCUUGCCAUCUUGCAUGUGUACUCUCUCCACCAUCCCUUUAUCUAUCCAUCCCCUCCUACUCUCUACUUCUUUUCCUUUUUUCUGCCCUUCCCUUUCUCUUCUUUUCUUCCCUUUCCUUUUCUCUUCAUAUUUUUUUUGAGGUGCUGGAAAUCUAUUGCACAUGCUGGGUAAGAACUCUCCUACUGAGCUACAUUGCAGCCCCACAAUAAUUUAUUUAUUUUUUCAGUGAUGCCAUACAUUAUUCUAAGCACAAGCAACACAAACCAUAUCUUACUUAAUAGUGACAUUUUAUGUGUAAAUGAUAGAAACACAAUCUAUGUUGGAGUUGGAAAAAAGCACUGAGCUCUUCAAGUAUAUCUAAGAUUGCCAUCUGCACAAAGAGAAGGGCUUGAAGCCAAGCAUGAAAUGGUUGCUGGAUGGCAUUACAGAAAUAAGUCAAGAAGAAAAGUAAAGGAAGGAGAAGAAGAAAAACAGAUUUCUAUCUCCAGCUUUUAGACAUUAAAUAUUGUUACACAUUACAAAUACAGUGUCUUGGCCUAUCAGUGUUGGAGGCAAAGAUGAGCCAUCUGUAAAGAGAGAUUUCUAACAUCUGUUAGAGGUGGCACCUUCUUUAUCAGCAUGCAUUCAAUGCAUAUUUAUUACCAGCAGCUUCCAAACACCUCACCAAGAAACUGGAAAACAAACCCUGCUUAUUUUGGACAUUUAUUAACGGAAUAGUUUAGUGUUCAGGAUCUACUCUUGACACUGUUCCACAUAAGCCAUUUUUAGGGACUGGACACAUCACAACAAGUAUGUAUAGUGAAUAUCAAAUGUAAUAGAAAGAAAACAGUAAAAACAAGUCAUAGAAAGAAGAAGCCAUCAUUUUUAAUAUCUGUUGUGUACAUGGAUUUCAAGAGGUCAGUCAUUAAAUGUAGUUUUGCUUCUCUUUGUCUUGUUCAGAAUUACACACAAACCUUGUGCCCCCAAACCCUAGAAUUCUUUUUAUAGGUUACAGUUAUUAUCUCUCAAAGCAUCAAAAGGUUGAAGUCCUUUGCUUAAGAAUGUGACUUAAAGCCGGGCGUGGUGGCGCACGCCUUUAAUCCCAGCACUCGGGAGG
Mus caroli (Ryukyu mouse) is the source of this 3522-nucleotide messenger RNA. NCBI's taxonomy places the organism in Eukaryota, Metazoa, Chordata, Mammalia, Rodentia, Muridae. The record is from RefSeq and is a predicted model, not a curated record.